AUGUCCUUUGCCGAAUCCUAUCUUUUGGCAUCCAAGGUGCGGUCCAAACUCACGAGAGAGGCUGCCAACCCCAAGACGCCCUUGCGCUCGCUUGUUCUCCAGGCCAACAUGUUGGAUAACUUGAUGGACCACAUUUCUGUUGAGACCGAGAAGAAACUCUCGGCCAACAAGGUCUCGUUCUCGCUUCCAUCGCGCUCGCCGCUCUCGUCGGGCUCCUCUGUCACCGAGUACGAGGUCGACCUGGACUCCGACUCGGACUCCGAUGACGCCGACUACUACUACUCGUCCGAAGAAGAAGAAGACGAAGAAGAAGAAGACACCCUCUUGAUCCACCGCCCACAGUCUUACAGACGCCUUCCCACAAUGGACCUCUCGUUGCCCGAACACGACCUACUGCUGAUUCCAGAGGAAGAGGGCGAAGAGGCCGACGCGUUGCCCGAGUUGUCCCGAUCGUCGUCCAACUCGGACUCCGAGCCCGAUGAAGAAGUGGCUGAUGUCCACUACGCCCUUGCACAUGCUCCUGCAUCACACAAGCUAUCUAGCGAAGACUUAUUGCACGGCCACGGCCACGGCCAUUCACGUGGCCAUCCUGCAAGUCAUCACAGACACGAUGCCAUCUAUCUGAUGAAGCUCUUGUACUAG
Molecule: messenger RNA, 642 nt
Organism: Clavispora lusitaniae ATCC 42720
Lineage: Eukaryota; Fungi; Ascomycota; Pichiomycetes; Serinales; Metschnikowiaceae
Source: RefSeq, a predicted model, not a curated record